Messenger RNA from Gossypium raimondii (Peruvian cotton), 1009 nucleotides. RefSeq lists its product as uncharacterized. Gene Ontology annotation, cellular component: mitochondrial matrix. The transcript is spliced from 3 exons. The record is from RefSeq and is a predicted model, not a curated record. Bases 180 to 815 code for a protein of 211 amino acids. Lineage: Eukaryota; Viridiplantae; Streptophyta; Magnoliopsida; Malvales; Malvaceae.
AUACACAUUCAGAUCGGAUCGGUGCCCGGGCGAUGAGCUGGUCUAGCUCUACCACUACCAGUUUAUGUACAAAAGCCGUGGAUCACUACUUUCGGACUGGAGUUCAAUAAUCUUCGGCCAUCAGCCGAAUACAAAUUGACUAUGGAAAAGUAAAAGACCCGAGAAAAAGAGUUAGAGAAAUGCCGAGGGCAACUCAAAUCUUACGCAAAAGCCGAAAGGUUGUGGAGGAUCUCAACUUGCUUAAAGUCUUGCAAUCUGAAAUAUCCCACGAGCUCUCUUCCAACUCUUUUCAGGAUGAAAAUAUCGGUUCUCUAGGAGAUUUUGUAUUGGACUGGAAUUCAUCACGGUCACAGGAUGUUGUUUUGCGGCGAAAAAGUGAGUCUGGUGAAGAGGUUGCUGUUUCAGCUCUGUUAAGUCAGAAGACAUGUGAUACUGAGGGUAUAUUUCCUAGGAAACUUUUAAUGAAGGUUUGUGUAAAAAGGCCUGGGUUGAGUUCUAUAUUGCAGUUUGAUUGUGGAGUAUCUGAGAAAGGAGUUCGUAGGUCUGACUUCAAAAUCCGUAGUGCUUAUUUUCUUCAAUCAACAACCGUUCCUGGUUCUUCCAUUUACAGAGGUCCCUUAUUCAGCUCUUUGGAACCUCAAUUACAAGAUGCACUUAAGGAAUAUCUUGUAGCCAGGGGGAUUAGAGAAGACCUGACCAACUUCCUCCUCCUCACCUUACAUAAGAAAGAACAAGGCCAAUAUUUGGAUUGGUUACAGAAACUUGAAUCAUUUGUCAUGAAAGAUGAAAGAUUAUUUUCGGCAGCGGCAGGUUGAAGUUAUACAUGCUUCCACAUUUUUUGCAUCACCGAUGUAGUCUUAUGCUGUAGUGGAAAAGGUAUUGUGUUGAUAAAGUAACUCAUCAUUCUCAAAUAAUUUUCCAUUGACAUGUUAUUUCAAUACUUUUUCAACAACUUUUGCACAAUUUACCACCCUAAAGUUAGGCGAUGGAAUUUGAUUACUCUUUAUCA